Choloepus didactylus (southern two-toed sloth) is the source of this 10617-nucleotide messenger RNA. RefSeq names its product xin actin binding repeat containing 2 (gene XIRP2). Lineage: Eukaryota; Metazoa; Chordata; Mammalia; Pilosa; Megalonychidae. The record is from RefSeq and is a predicted model, not a curated record. Gene Ontology annotation, biological process: actin cytoskeleton organization; actin filament bundle assembly. Gene Ontology annotation, molecular function: actin filament binding. Bases 1 to 10617 code for a protein of 3538 amino acids. Gene Ontology annotation, cellular component: stress fiber; focal adhesion; plasma membrane. The transcript is spliced from 9 exons.
AUGUUCCCAAUGCAGAAAGGCUCCCUGAACCUCCUGAGACAGAAAUGGGAAUCCAGCGAAUACCAGAACAGUGAAUGUUGUCCUGGGGGCAGCCGUUGCAAGCUCUUCCAACCACCAGAAAGCAAAUUACUUGAAGGAGAAUUAGUAACAGCCUCUGGACCUCCAGAUCCCCCAAGUAUUCCCUGCAGUUCAGGGGAAAUGUUGAGCUUAGUGCCAGAGAAAAGCCCUGAGGACAAGUGUGAUAACUUGCAGGAAGAUGGCCAGCCGGAAGUGCUGAAGGAGGAUUCCCUGAGUGGUCGUCGCAGAAUCGAGUGCUUCUCCAUUGCCCUUGAUGAGCUGAAGAGUGUGUUCGAGGCUCCUAGGAGUGGAAGCAGAGCACCUGGACCAGCUGAGCAUAACCGAAAGGAAAUGGAAAUUGAUCGAAGUUUGUGUUCACCAACAUUUAAGAGUCACCCCAGGAGCCAGACCAACGUUUCUGUGAAAGAUUCAGACAAGAAAGGUGGAGAAACAUCUUUUGACAAGAUGUCAUCUGAAAAUUACAUCUUCGAAGCAACUGUUCAGCCUAAGAAGCCUGUGAGUGGAUUUGUAGAAGACAGCACUUCACUGAGCAGAGGUGUGUCAGACCUCCAGGAGGUGGUCUCCUUGAAGGAGCGGAUGGCAAAGUACCAGGCAGCCGUCUCCAGGGGUGACUGCCACAGCUUCUCUGCUAAUAUGAUGGAAGAAUCAGAAAUGUGUAUUGUGCCUGGUGGUUUGGCCAGAGUGAAGAAACAAUUUGAGAAGGACGAAAUUGCUUCAUCCUCUAACAGCUUUUCUCAGCACCAGAACAGAUCUGAGCAGGAGGUUGUUGGUGGCAGCCAGGUUGACAUUUCAAGAAGCAGCCAGGAAAUGGAAGGAAAUGAACAAGGAGCUUCCAAAACCCAUGAAAGUGAUGUUCUUGGAACAGAAAUGAUCUCUCAUCUUGAAAAGCAUGCCCUGGAAAUAAACCAACCUCAUUUUCAUCAAUAUGUUCAAGAAACAGUCAUUGAUACACCUGAGGAUGAAGAGAUUCCAAAGGUUUCGACUAAGUUUUUAAAAGAGCAAUUUGAAAAGUCUGCUCAGGAAAAAGUCCUUUAUUCUGACAAAGAGAUGAAAAUCCCACCCAAACAGACUAAGAUUGAAAGUGAGUAUGAAGAGAUGUUAAAGCCGUCUUUGGUUGUGGAUACCUCUUCCACUUCUUGCCAGAGGAAGGAAACCGUUAGUGAUCACAGUAUCACUUCCUCAACUUUAGCACACGUUAAUGCCACUCCUUCAGGAAAAACAGAAGAAUUUCCUCCUCCCCCACCUGAUAUAUGUCAAACUCCAGUAGAUGUGACAGCAUUUUCCCAGUCCCCUGAAUUCUCUUGCCCUCCCCGAAGACCACCAGUCCCCAAAGAAUUAUAUUCCAAGCAAAGAAAUUUGUAUGAAUUAAACCGUUUAUAUAAGCACAUCCAUCCUGAAUUAAGAAAAAAUUUAGAAAAAGAUUACAUCAGUGAAGUUUCUGAGAUUGUUUCUAGUCAAGUGAACCCAGGAAGCUCAAUUUCAGCAGAUGUACAAAGAACCCGGUGUGUGUUUGAAAAUACAAAUGAUAGUUCUCAAAAAGGUCUAAACUCUGAAAGAGAACACUUGGAGUGGGAUGAAAUUCUGAAGGGGGAGGUGCAGUCCAUGAGAUGGAUCUUUGAGAAUCAGCCAUUAGAUUCUAUCAACAGUGGCUCUCCAAAUGAAGGUAACAUCCCUAAAGGCAUUGCAGAUCAAGAAAUCAUUGCUGGGGGUGAUGUGAAAUAUACCACAUGGAUGUUUGAAACCCAACCCAUAGAUACACUGGGAGUCCAUUCUUCUGGCACAGAACAGAAUGCUGAGAAAAUUCCUGAGUUAGCCAGAGGAGAUGUCUGCACUGCCCGAUGGAUGUUUGAAACAAAGUCAUUAGAUUCAAUGAAUAAAAUGCAUCAAAGUCAAGAAGAAUCAGAGGUCACUGUCUUUAAAGACAUAACUGGUGGGGAUGUCAAGACUGUGAGAUAUAUGUUUGAAACGCAACAUCUGGAUCAACUUGGACAGCUUCGUUCAGUAGAUGAGGUUCAUUUACUGCAGCUUAGGUCUGAGCUCAAAGAAAUUAAAGGAAAUGUGAAAAGAAGUAUAAAAUGCUUUGAAACACAGCCAUUAUAUGUUAUUAGAGAUGGUUUGGGUCAAAUGCUAGAAAUUAAAACUGUUCACAGAGAAGAUGUUGAAAAGGGGGAUGUGAGAACAGCACGUUGGAUGUUUGAAACACAGCCAUUGGACACAAUUAACAAAGAUAUCACAGAAAUUAAAGUUGUCCGAGGAAUAUCCAUGGAAGAAAAUGUCAAAGGUGGGGUGAGUAGGGCAAAGUGGCUAUUUGAAACUCAACCUUUAGAGAAAAUUAAAGAACAGUCAGAAGAGGUCAUCACUGAAAAAGAAAUGAUAAUAGGUACAGAUGUUUCCAAAAAGUGUUGGAUGUUUGAAACCCAGCCAUUAGAUGUUUUAAAAGAAGUUCCUGAUGCAGAUCCUGUACCAUCUGCAGAGAUAAUAGGAGGUGAUGUGCAAACUGCUAAACAUUUGUUUGAAACACUUCCACUGGAGGCUUUAAAAGAUAGCCCUGAUGUAGGAAAGCUUCAGAAAAUCACUGCCUCUGAAGAAGAAAAGGGGGAUGUUAGGCAUCAGAAAUGGGUUUUUGAAACACAGCCUCUGGAGGAGAUUAGAGAAGAUAAAAAGGAGUACAUACAAACAGUGAAACUAGAAGAAGUUGACAGAGGAGACGUGAAGACUUAUACUCAUAUUUUUGAAUCAAGCAAUUUAAUUAAAUUUGAUGCAUCACAUAAAAUAGAGGUAGAAGGAGUCACAAAAGGUGCUGUAGAGUUAAAUAAAUCUCUCUUUGAGACAACACCACUGUAUGCCAUUCAAGAUCACCAUGGAAAAUAUCAUCAAGUAAAGACAGUCCAGCAGGAAGAAAUCCUAAGAGGUGAUGUAAGAAGCUGUAGGUGGCUUUUUGAAACAAGGCCCAUUGACCAGUUUGACGAAAGUAUCCAUAAAUUUCAGAUAAUUAGAGGAAUAUCUGCUCAAGAAAUACAGACUGGAAAUGUAAAAUCUGCAAAAUGGUUGUUUGAAACCCAACCUCUCGAUUCAAUUAAAUAUUUUAGUAAUAUGGAAGAAAUAGAAAAUAAAACUGAACAUGCUACAGAUACUGUUAAAGGAGAUGUCAAAACCUGUAGAUGGCUAUUUGAAACACAGCCAAUGGAGUCUCUUUAUGAAAAAGUUUCAUUAAUGACUGGCAGUGAGGAAAUACAUAAAGGAGAUGUCAAAACCUGUACUCGGCUCUUUGAAACUCUGCCACUUGAUAGCAUAAAAGAUGAUGCUGAAGCAACAGUCAAAUCACAAACUGUAAAGCAGGAGGAGGUCCAAGGUGGGGAUGUUCGUACAGCUUGUUUUCUUUUUGAGACAGAAAAUUUGGACAGCAUACAAGGAGAAGAAGGGAAGGUAACCAAGCCUGUGGAAGUAGACAUCCAAGCUGGCGAUGUUUCCAGCAUGCGGUAUAAAUUUGAACAUCAAUCCUUGGAUUCUAUAAGUUCCAGUUCAGAGGAAGUUUUGAAAAAGAUCAAAACUCUAAAAAAUGAAGAUAUUCAGAAAGGCAACGUGUUAAAUUGUAGGUGGCUUUUUGAAACCCAACCAAUUGAUAUGAUUAAAGAAAGCCAAGAAGGUGACAAGUUAGUUAAGACAGUGACGGACAUACAAGGUGGGGAUGUAAGAAAGCGAUGCUUUGUUUUUGAGACUUUUUCUUUAGAUAAGAUCAAAGAAGAAUCUGAUGAUGUCAGCACCAAGAAAACAAUUACUGAAGAAGUAAUAAAGGGUGAUGUGAAAAGCUACAGAAUGCUGUUCGAAACCCAGCCACUUUAUGCAAUUCAAGACCAAGAAGGGUAUUAUCAUGAAGUGACCACAGUUAAAAAGGAAGAGGUAAUUCAUGGGGAUGUACGAGGGACAAGGUGGCUUUUUGAAACAAAGCCGUUAGACUCAAUUAAUGAAUCAAAUAAUGUGUAUGUUAUUAAAUCUGUCACGCAAGAAGACAUUCAGAAAGGGGAUGUUAGUUCUGUCAGAUACAGAUUUGAAACACAGCCACUGGAUAAGAUUUCUGAAGAAUCACAUGAUAUUGUGCCCACUGUUGAUUAUAUUCAAGGUGGUAAUGUAAAGACCAGUAAACAGUUCUUUGAGUCUGAAAAUUUGGAUAAAAACACUUAUUUACGAACAGUAACCAUCAAUGAGAUACAAAAAGGCAACGUUAAAACAUCCACUUGGCUGUUUGAAACCCACACUAUGGAUGAGCUGAGAGGAGCAGGAUCAGAAUAUGAAAAUAUCAAGACAGUCACUCAGGAAGACAUGCAGAAAGGUGAUGUUAAGCAAGCAGUAUGGCUUUUUGAAAAUCAAACUUUGGAUUCUAUUAAAGAAACAGAUGAAAGCAUCACAAAAAUAAUCAAGGAAGAAAUCCCUCCUUCGGAUGUCAAGACAACUACAUGGCUCUUUGAAACAACACCCCUCCAUGAAUUCAAUGAAAAUAGGGUAGAAAAGGUGGAAAUUAUUGGCAAGAGCAUUAAAGAAACCUUAGAAGAACUAUACUCUCAAAAAGUUAUUGAGUCUCCUGGAAUCAUCAUUGAAGCUGAUGAAGUUGGGGAUGUUCGAAUGGCAAAAUUCAAGUUGAUGAAUCAGGCAUCUCCUGAGAUACAGAAAGAAGAAAUUAUCAGGGGUGAUCUCAAAAAUAUAAUGGUGAACCUACUUUCCAAAAGAGAUUGUAUAAAAAGAGAGAUUUUGGUUAGUGAAGAAGAGAAGGGAAAUGUUAAUUUGACCAAAACUCAAUUAUUAAACAGACCAACAGAAUUUCAGGUUGAAAAAGAAGAGAUAGUAAAAGGUGAUGUUCAACAAGCAAUAAAAAAUCUGUUCUCUGAGGAAAGAUCUGUAAAGAAAGGCAUUUUAAUUCAGGAAGAUGAAAGAGGAGAUAUUAACAUGACUAUCUAUUGUCUUCUUCAUGAAAAUGAUGGUGACACAAUUGAGCAUGAAGAAGUAAUAGGGGGUGACGUAAAACGCACUAUUCAUAAUUUGUUGUCUUCCGUGGCAAACAGUAAAAUAUCUGAAAGGGCUAAAAUUGAUGCCUCUGAGAGAGGAAAUGUUCAGUUUUUCACAACAUGCAUAGAAAUUGGAGCUUUGGAUUAUCUCAAACAACUCCAGACAGGGUCAAAUGAAACACUAACAGCUAGGAAACAAGAGGGAGAGGAAGAAAUAAUUGGUGGUGACGUUGAGGGCACAAAACUGUUACUAAAGAAAAGGCAGUCUCAGAUAGAACGUACUGUUAAUGAAAUUGACAUCAUCCCAGGAGAUGUGCAUAAUACAGUUAAGGUUUUUAUGACUGAGCCUCAGAGUACAUCUUGUAAGACACUCAAAGAAGAAAUUAUAAAAGGUAAUUUAAAAUCAACCCUAAAUUCCCUCAGCCAGGCCAUAAAUCAGAAAACAGUGGCUAAAACAGAAGAAAUUAUAAAAAGUGACAUGUUGGACACACUCAAGUCACUUAAAGAAUCAAGCCACAGAUGGAAAGAAGGUAAGAAGCCUGAAGCUGUCCCUGGUAAUAUUGAACAAGCUAUAGAAAGCCUUGAAAAAGCUGCAACCAUUAGGACAGAAAUCCUGAAAAAGGAGCUUAUUCGAGAUGACCUUGAGGCAUCAUUAAGGUCUCUGAAAGAAGCACAAAGAGCUUUCAAAGAAGUAGAUAAAGAAAGUGUAGUCAAAGAAGAUGUGCAAGCUGUAGGGGUAGGAUCCUCAGAAGAGCAGAUAGCAAAGAUGCAUCAGGUAGCUGUCCCCAAGGACAAAAAAAGUGUUCUUCAACCAAGACCAGGACCACUUGAGUCAGCAGCCAGGUGGCAGGGUGGGACAGACACAUUCAGACAAACUACUGAUAAAUCUUGCCAUGGGAAUUUGAUAGAAGAAAGAACUGAAAUUAACCUUCAGAGAGCCCCCAAAGGCACUGUAAAGAUUAUUGCUGAUCGUGAACAAAACAAUGAUGCUCUGGAAAAAAGCCUUAGAAGUCUUUCUAAUUCACACCACAAAGCUAUUGAAAAUGUGUUGGAAUCAGAGGACAGAAUGAGUGUCUGGAAGGAUGAGCUGAGACAACAGCAUCUUAGAGAUGAACAUGUGCACAGACAAUUGACUUCAACUGUGUCAGUUAAGGAGAACCUGAAAACUAAGGAAUCAGAGACAGUGAAAAAGGUGAAGAACGAUGAUGUCUUCAACUCUACCCUGUCUCUUGAUGAAACAGCUGGAAAGCAACAGACUCAAACCUGCAAACUGAGGAAUGACCACCAGAAGACUGAGUCUUCCCACGUAAAGAACCCUAAAAAGACCAAAACCACAAAGGUAUCCACAGAUUCACCCGGCUCCAAGCCCAGUCCUACACAGAGGCCAGUCAACGUGCCAGUUAGGGAAACUUGUGAAGUUAGAGGGGACUUUCAGAAGCAAACUUUGUUAAAGCAAGAAAUGCAGUAUUCUAAUAAGGAUAUAAAGGAAAACAACAUGAAUCUGCACCCAGUGUGGCAGCCUUUGCCUGUCAAUCAAGAUAUAUCAAAUGUAACAGAAGUGAAUGUCUCCGGAAAAAGCCACAAUAAAUUUCAGGCAACCGACAAAAAGCAGAAGACUGAUAUUCAUCUGAAAAGCCAGGACUUUCUAAUGAAGACACAUACUUCAGCAGACUUAAAGAUGGCAUUGGAAAAGUCCUUUAAUCAAUCCAACUAUAACCCUGAAAAUAAUGUGAAAGAAAAUGACUUCCCCCUUCCACCUCCAUCUCCACCUCCUCCUCCACCUUCCAAUGCAUCAUCUGAAAUUGAAUUUCCUCUUCCUCCUCCACCUCCUUCAAUGAUGUUGCCUGAUAAAAAUGAAUUUCUUCCCUCACUGUCCACGGACAACAUAAAGGCUGAAUCUGAAAGCUUUCCAAACCUCCCUCUUCCUCCACCACCAGUAGAUGAGAAAUCUGAGAAGGAAUGCCUUUCAAUGUUUCUACCUUCUCCCCAUCCUCCAACCCCAUCUCAAAAAUCAGCACAUCUUCUUUCCUCCUCUGUUCAAGAAAAGCAGAAUAGAGCAUUCAUUCAACAAUAUUCCCAAGAACAAGCCUCAAGCUCUGAGCAAACUCAUUCUCAGUCCAAAAUCAUAACAGGAAAAUCAAGGAUGCUUUUGUCACCUCUGACAGCCCCCAAAUCCAAAUUUCCCAAGCAGAUGGAAGAUAAAAAUAAUCAUGAUUCUUUAAAAGCUGAAUCAGCAAAUUCCCUGUCAGAUAUGGAAUGUAAAAUUACUGCCUCAAAGGAUCAGAAAAGAGUAGUAAUGAUGACUGGCAGUGAGCACACAGAGACAAAGCCAAACAUAUUUAGAGACAGUGUUGAUGAGAGAAAACAAUCAUCUAUUGAGUCUACAAAGUCUUUCUCACAGACUGUUCCAGAAACUUCACUACGCAAGGAAAAACAGUUAGCACCACUCAUAAAAUCUCAUUCAUUUCCAGUAGGUUCAGGGCAACUAAGUCCAAAACUGUAUAUGAGAAAAUUUAAGACACCUUUAAUGAUUGCUGAAGAAAAAUACAGACAGCAAAGAGAAGAGCUUGAAAAACAGAAACAUGAGAGUUCUUGCCACAUUGUCAAAGCAGAGAGCCAAAAUCAAAAUGUAUUCGAGUUGAAAAAGGAAGUGCUGUUACAAAACACGAAUGAGGAUGUUCACCUACCUAGAAUGGAUUCAGAGAUCAUUGUGGCCCAAUCAAACCCAGAUUCUCAAAGUAAUGCUCAUGUAAUAGAAGUGUGUAGUGAUAACCAGCUCUCUACAUCAGCAGCGUCAGUCACUGCCAAGAGGCUCCAACGUGUUUUAGCUGCCUCAGAAGACAAAGAUAACAUUAAAAAGGAAGUUUUGCAGGGCUCAAAGGACAUUGUACAAUCAAAAUCUUCUUGCAAAAUUAAACAGAGUCACCAAGAAUUUCGUACACAACAAACACAACAGAAGAAGUAUCUGGAGCAGUCACAUUUACCCCAGAACAAGCCAGUUUCUCCAAGUUUCAAAGUUAAAACUAUCAAGCUCCCAAUAUUAGAUCAUAAAUUAAAUGAAACAGACCACAGCUAUGAAAGCCACAAAAAGCAACCUGAAGUUGACAUUCAAACCAGUACCAAACAACGGUAUCAGGAAAGCGAGAAAACUGAAGCAAGACCCAUGUAUCGUAAUAAGCAAACUGUGGCUGAAAAUUAUUAUCAGUUACCUAAGAAAGAGAAAAGAGUGACAAUAAAAAUGCCUACAGAACCUGAAGAGAAAAGCCCUGAAAGGAUACUCAACAUAGUUCAUGAGAAGCAAAGAGAAUUCAGAGAAUAUGAGAAUGGGAAACUUCCAGGAAGUGAAGAAGAAAACCAGGGAGCACCAAGGAUUGGUCUAAAAGAAGAGAGACUAAUAGUUGAAGGAAAACAAGAGAAUUUUAAGAAUAAAUCAACGAAAGUAGUCAAGCAAAAGGUUAUUGAUGCACAUCUUGAUUCACAGGCUCAGAAUUUUCAGCAAACACAUACACAAGCUUCUGAAAAUAAAGUUGAACAAAAAAAAUGGCCCCAGCCAUAUGGUAGUCUGCAGGAAGAAAAGUGUCUCAGAGUCAAGGGCAUACAGCAGAAACAAGUCUUCUCUAAUUCUAAAGAUUCAAAGCUAGAGAUUACACAGAACAAAUCUUUAUUUUCCUCUGUGAAAGAAACCCAGCAGGAUGAUGGAAAAUGUGCUGUAAAUAUAUUGGAAAUCUUGAGAAGACGUGAAGAAGUACAGCAGAUUUUGUCUAGAGUGAAACAGUAUGAAGCAGAACCAAAUCAAAAUGCCCUUAAAACAUUUCAGACUUUGUUAAAUAUUAUUCCAGAAUGGCUAAUAACUGAAGAAAGAAGAGAAUGUGGAGUUCGCAUUGCCAUGGAGAAUAAUUUAGAAAAGAUCAAAGAAGAAAUAAUACAUAUUAAAACUCAAGCAGAGGAUAUGCUUGCAUCCUCUGAGAAUAUAAUUCAAACAGCCAUGACAUCCUCCAAAGCAGAAAAGCUGGGAAAGAAACCUAUUAGUCUUAAUGAAACAUUAUCUAAAGUGUCUAAUGUUAAUGUCAGCAACAAUAAGAACAUUGAAUGGAAAGAAAAUAAAAUUGUAGAAGAAAAAACAGCUCACCAUCAAGUAAAAACUCAUCAUGAAGCAAAAACUGCUCACAGUCAUGUGAAAACCCAUCAAGAAAUUAAACCAGAUGAUAGCAAGAUUUCUUCUCCCAGUUUAAAAACACGACCACCGUCACCUACUUAUAUAACAAUUGAAUCUACUGCCCGACGAACAGAAACCUCUACUAAGGAUGAGCUUUCUCAGUCCGCUAAAAAGGACAGUUCCACUGAACCACCAGCACCAAGACAGUCCAUGUCACAAACAUCUAGAAUUCACAGAGCAAAUACCUCCCCUUCUCCACCUAGGAGUCGCUCUGAACAACUUGUCAAACUCAAAGAUACCACUGCAAAGUUAUCCAGAGGGACCAUCUCAUGUCCAUCAGUAACCCCAGUUCCAGUGGUUGAGAAGAGGUCUGAAAUCAUCACAUCUCCUGCAACACUUCGUCGUCAAAUUAAGAUAGAAGCUCGUGGUAGGGAUUCUCCGCCUACAAUCACAAUACCUGUAAGUGUAAAUCAUUUUGAUAGUGGUUCAUUCAAAGAAUCCAUGGAAGCACAAGAGGAAGUUAGGAAAGUAGAGAAAAGGUCAACUUAUGUUCAUAAAGAUAGAGUAAAUUCUGCUAAACACAUGAUGCCACAUACUGAAAGUUUUGACGCAGUUGAAAUUAUCCACAAGGUGGAAGUGCCUUGCCUGUCAGAGCAUUCACAGAGAUAUGAAGCAGCCAACCGAACUGUUCAAAUGGCUGAAAAUUUCGUAAAUGACCAUGAAAAUGAAAUAAACAGAUGGUUCAGGGAAUUUGAGAGUGGCCCAGUUUUUGAAGCAAAGUCAAAUAGAAGAGUUUAUGCAAAUGGAGAAGCAAACCAUAAUCUGAAGCAAGAAAGCCAUACAUUAUGUGAGGAGGAAUUUGGAUUAACAUCUUUAGAAAACGCUAGUUUUAGAGGCUUUCCUUGCAGACAUCCCAGAGUGCUGCAAGAAAAAAUUCCUUUUAAGCAGCCCACGGUACAUUCUGAAACAAGGUCUCUAAGUGAACAUUUCUCAGGCGUGGAUGCAUUUGAGAGUCAAGUUGUCAGGUCAAACACAGCAGCCUCUUCAUCACGUAGCUCAGAAGCCGGCAAAUCUGGCAUUGACUUCAAACAUGCCCCACCAACCUAUGAAGAUGUCAUCGCUGGCCAUAUUUUAGAUAUUUCUGAUUCACCUAAAGGACUUAGGAGGAAUUUUCAAAAGACCUGGCAAGACAGUGAGGGGGUGUUUAAAAGCCUGGGAUAUGCAACCUCAGAUGCUUCUGCAACAGAGAUGAGAUCCGCCUUCGAAGAGGAAUCUGCAUUUAUAAGGGAAACUGCUGCUCCAAGACAAGGAAAUAUGUUUACUUUGUCAAAAGACAGUUUACCCAAUGGAGUGCCUAGUAGCAGACAAGCAGCAUUUUCAUAA